Molecule: messenger RNA, 1822 nt
Organism: Labrus mixtus (cuckoo wrasse)
Lineage: Eukaryota; Metazoa; Chordata; Actinopteri; Labriformes; Labridae
Gene: wsb1
Product: WD repeat and SOCS box containing 1
Exons: 9
Coding region: 317-1600 (427 amino acids)
Biological process (GO): intracellular signal transduction
Molecular function (GO): protein binding
Source: RefSeq, a predicted model, not a curated record
AUAGAAAACAGAUCCCCCUCGGUGUGAAACCAUUAUCUUCACGGUCGUCCUUCUAUCUACAACAAUUAACUGCAUCAUCAAACGUGUUAGACAUUCGUAAAAACACAGCGGAUCAUCUUCAUCACAGAUUAACAAAGUUAAAUAUAUUCCGAAAUCGAAGAAGUUGAAGAAAAGAUCAGUUUACGGAUCGGACGUUCAGCUCGGCGGAGGGAUAUCAGCGGUGGUAGAAGAGGAAACAGGCUCCGCUCUUUUAUUUCCUUUUAUAAUUCAAUACGUGCUCGGAUUAUUUUCUCUCAGCUCUGUAGUCUUUAUUUAGAUGGCAAGCUUCCCAGAAUCUGUACACGAAAAUGAUAUAGGUAAGGCUAAGUUCAUCGGUGAACUCCUCGUACCUGUUGCUCCCUUUGACCAGAAGUCCGGGCGCGAGGCUUGGACUGUCGCCUUUGCACCUAAUGGUUCCUACUUGGCGUGGUCUCAGGGGCAUCGCAUUGUGAGGCUUAUUCCCUGGACUCAAUGCCUGAAGAACUUCUCACUGGGUCACAGUGAGGAGGUCACCGAUGCUUCCAGCCCCGAACAUCUCUCCCGUCGGGGCAGCGAUGGAGGACAGGUCGUCCCAGUGGGCGGAGAGCCCCGUGAACACACCAUCGACUGCGGUGACACCGUGUGGGGAAUGGCGUUCGGCUCGUCCGUGCCAGAGAAGCAGAGCCGCUGUGUGAACAUCGAGUGGCACCGCUUCAAGUUCGGCCAAGACCAGCUGCUGCUCGCAACGGGCCUCAACAACGGACGCAUCAAGAUCUGGGAUGUAUACACUGGAAAACUGUUGCUGAAUCUGAUGGACCACACUGAUGUGGUGCGGGACUUGACUUUUGCCCCCGAUGGCAGCCUCAUGCUGGUUUCUGCAUCCCGAGAUAAAACCCUGAGAGUGUGGGACCUCAAGGAUGAUGGGAACAUGGUGAAGGUUCUGCGCGGGCAUCAGAACUGGGUGUACUGCACGGCCUUCUCACCCAACUCCUCCAUCCUAUGCUCCGUCGGCGCAGGCAAAGCAGUGUUCCUAUGGAACAUGGAUCAGUACGCUUUGAUCCGGAAGCUGGAGGGCCACCACCAUGACGUAGUGUCAUGUGACUUCUCACCAGAUGGGGCGCUGUUAGCGACCGCCUCUUAUGACACGCGGGUCAUCCUGUGGGACCACCACAAGGGCACCAACCUGCUGGAGCUGGGACACCUCUUCCCUCCUCCAUCUCCCAUCUUCGCUGGAGGAUCAAACGACCGCUGGGUUCGCUCUGUGAGCUUCUGCCCCGAUGGACGUCACAUCGCCAGCAUCACAGACGACAGGUUGGUUCGUUUCUGGAGCAUCGAGGAGAGAGCUCCUCAGGCCAUCGCCUCGCUGUCCAACGGCCUCAGCUGUGCCUUCUCUGCUGAAGGAAAUGUCCUAGCUGCUGGAACUCGUGACGGCAGCAUGCACUUCUGGGAGAGCCCUCUGAGUGUCUCCAGUCUGCAGCACAUGUGCAGGAUGGCGCUGCGUCGGGUGAUGACCACGCAGCAGGUGGAGACCCUCGCCAUCCCCACACCUCUCCGAGACUACCUGACCUACAAAGUCAUCUAAACCUGCAUCCCCCAGAACCAGAACCAGCCACCUGCCCCUGCAGCAGCAGGAAACUGGAAAUGAACCCUUACAAAAUUUUUCAUGAAACUUUCAGGACAGGAGAAGAGUUACACAAAUCCCCCCAACCCCACCUGCUCACAGCUGGACAUUGUUUUGUACAUAUUUAUUUUUUAUACAGGAAGUGCUUUAGUAAACAUGUGCUGGGGUCAGCACACAAUCAAA